AUGGGUAAUGAUGGCGGAAGCAUCCCGACUCGGCGGGAGCUCGUCAGAGAAGCUGCCCGCAACCCCUCCACGAUGCAGGUGAAGGAGGCCCAGCGCGAGCAGCUCGAGCACUACUGGACGACCUGUCCGCUGUCGCACAAGCCUCUCGCCCGACCUAUCGUGUCCGACUCGGUCGGCAACCUCUACAACAAAGAUGCGAUCUUAAAGUUCCUGCUCCCAGGUGAAGACGACGAAGGCAUCAGCUCGAAGGCGGACUGCGAGGAGAUCCUGCAGGGGCGAGUUAAGGGCCUGCGGGACGUCGUCGAGCUCAAGUUUGAGGUCGACACCGAACGUGUUGAACCAGACGGCCGGAAUGCAAGGCCAGGAGAGAGGUGGAUCUGUCCGAUCACGACCAAGGAAUUAGGCCCGAACGUGAAGUCCGUCUACCUCGUGCCGUGCGGGCAUGUCUUUUCCGAGGAGGCGAUUCGGGAGAUGAAGGGUGACAAGUGCUUGCAGUGCAACGAACCCUACACAGAAGACAAUGUCAUCCCAAUUCUCCCGACGAAAGAAGCAGAGAAGGAACGCCUGAUCGCCCGCGCGCAGAAACUAGCAGAGCAGGGCCUGACGCAUUCGCUCAAGAAAGCACCCGGUUCGAAAAAGCGGAAGAAACAGGCAGACUCUGCGGCGGAAACAUCAACAUCACAAACAACCACAACCCAGUCAUCAUCGUCUCAGACGACUACUUCCAGCGCAGGCAUCAAGAACGCCGCAACAGCGAUGCUGACCGCCCGCGUCCUCGAAGAGGAGAACGAGAAGAAGAAACGACUGAAGAUGAUGGGCGGGCGGAACGAGAACCUCCAGUCUCUCUUCCACAACAACAACGACACUGCGAAUAAGGAGAAGGCCAAAAACGGCGAUUUCAUGACAAGGGGUUAUACCAUCCCUGCUGGGGCGAGGAGAUAA
Molecule: messenger RNA, 942 nt
Organism: Rasamsonia emersonii CBS 393.64
Lineage: Eukaryota; Fungi; Ascomycota; Eurotiomycetes; Eurotiales; Trichocomaceae
Exons: 3
Coding region: 1-942 (313 amino acids)
Biological process (GO): mitotic DNA replication termination; site-specific DNA replication termination at RTS1 barrier
Cellular component (GO): nucleus
Source: RefSeq, a predicted model, not a curated record